UUACUUUACCUAUCUAAAACACAGUUACUGCCCAGAUUCUGCUGAAAGCCCUCCCCAACCUGCCCCACACUGACUUCACUCUGUGCAAAUGUAUGAUCGACCAGGCACAUCAAGAAGAGCGGCCCAUCAGACAGAUCUUGUACCUCGGGGACCUGCUGGAGACCUGCCUCUUUCAAGCCUUCUGGCAAGCCCUGGAUGAAAACAUGGGUCUCCUGGAAGGUAUAACUGUCUUUGAAGACUCUGUCCAAAAAUUUAUCUGCCAUGUGGUGGGCAUCACAUACCAGCGCAUUGACUGCUGGCUGCUUGCUGAGAUGCUUGGCGAUCUGACUGACAACCAGCUCAAGGUGUGGAUGAGCAAGUAUGGCUGGAGCGCUGAGAGCUCAGGGCAGGUCUUCAUCUGCAGCCAGGAAGAGAGCAUAAAGCCCAAGAACAUCGUGGAGAAGAUCAACUUUGACAGUGUGUCCAGCAUCAUGGCCUCCUCCCAGUAACUGUGCCUUUAAUAAAAGACUCGUUCACUCCA
Mesocricetus auratus (golden hamster) is the source of this 520-nucleotide messenger RNA. Its product is annotated as eukaryotic translation initiation factor 3 subunit K. Gene Ontology annotation, biological process: regulation of translational initiation. NCBI's taxonomy places the organism in Eukaryota, Metazoa, Chordata, Mammalia, Rodentia, Cricetidae. Gene Ontology annotation, molecular function: translation initiation factor activity; ribosome binding. The record is from RefSeq and is a predicted model, not a curated record. Bases 93 to 488 code for a protein of 131 amino acids. Gene Ontology annotation, cellular component: cytoplasm; eukaryotic translation initiation factor 3 complex. The transcript has a single exon.